Messenger RNA from Owenia fusiformis, 612 nucleotides. The record is from the annotation of a GenBank genome assembly. NCBI's taxonomy places the organism in Eukaryota, Metazoa, Annelida, Polychaeta, Sabellida, Oweniidae.
AACAACGAUAACCACAAGUGAAAAUAUGACGCCACAUGAUAAAACAACAAUUGAUAUAAUAACAAAUGAAACUGGUGAAUCUACGAUCUCAACUGGUAAGACAACUAUCGACAUUGUAGUAUCCUCCACAAUCAAAUCUACUACAAAUCCAAUUUUUGAUGUUUCAACUACAGCUGAACUAUUAUUAAAUCAUUCUCUGACCAUUCUCACUUCUCCGGCAUAUAGCUGUAAAAAUGUUAACGACUGCAGUGGACACGGUUAUUGUGUAGGCCCCGAGAUAUGCAAAUGCCAUGAUGGAUUUGCUGGUCGCAAGUGUAAGCGAUGUAGGAAGGAUAGAUUCGGACCCAGUUGCUCAAAAUGCAAAGAUUGCAAAGAGGGAAGAUGCAAUGAGAUUACAGGAAGAUGUGAUAUGAUUACAACUACUGUCAACGUCAUGAAUGAAACUAUUUCAAAUACAACAGCUGCACGUGCAACAUCUACAACUUUAACUGAUACAUCAGUCACUGGAGCAUCUACGACUUUGGCUGAUAUAACAACAAUAGAAAAUGAUGAAUCUACGAUUACAAGUAAUAUACCAACAGCAGGCACUGGUCCAUCUUUGACUUCAGCUUA